This is a messenger RNA of Centruroides sculpturatus (bark scorpion), 2010 nucleotides long. Its product is annotated as nuclear hormone receptor-like 1. The coding region runs from base 729 to 1754 and encodes 341 amino acids. Lineage: Eukaryota; Metazoa; Arthropoda; Arachnida; Scorpiones; Buthidae. Gene Ontology annotation, biological process: cell differentiation; anatomical structure development; regulation of transcription by RNA polymerase II. The record is from RefSeq and is a predicted model, not a curated record. Gene Ontology annotation, molecular function: zinc ion binding; RNA polymerase II cis-regulatory region sequence-specific DNA binding; nuclear receptor activity. The transcript is spliced from 12 exons.
CAAGCGCUUUCGUUGUUGACCAAAACCUCAUUCCUUGAAGGUUUUAACAUUAGAAGAUCGCUCCGUACUGAAGAAUUCUAUUUCGUUUUAAACGAGUUUUACUUUUAUUUAUUCGAUAAUCUCGAAUUCGAUUGACGUCCAUUGUUAAAAAGUACUUAUUGUAAGAAUAUUGUUAGUAAUGGUUAAAAAUCUUACUUAUAAAGAAAGUAAGGAAAUUUCUUACUUCGUUGGAUCGUAUACUUUGAUUAGCUACUGGCAAUUAUAAAACGUUUGCAGGAGAUUACAUUAACCAGAAUAAAAUUGACUCUUCGUGUUAUAAUUUAUAUAAAAUCAUUAGUUGGAUCGCGUGGUCUGGACUGCUGCUAGUGAGCUUCGUGCUGCUUAUCGCAAUUAGAAAGAAGAAGCCUAGAUUGAUGCUGCCAUGGUUAAUGUGGAUUCCAAUUGUAACUAUUGGAGUUCCUGCUUCGGAAAUCUGUCUUCUAGUCGCCAUUGUCAAAACAUCUAAUAGAAGCACCCACAGAAUUCCAGCUCGGGAGGAGUAGCAUCUGUAAUUGAUGUUCAUUCAUCAGAAGCAUCGAUAUUCUGUGAAAGAUCCAAAUGUUUUUCAAGAGCAUCUGUACAGAGAUAUUCGAAUAAAGUAAUAGGAUAUCGAGGGCUUAUCUGUACUAUUAACUUCUGAAUUAUAUGAAGAGGAAUUUAACCCACCAGUAGCAGAGUGGAUAAAACUAAUGAACAUUGAUAAGAGAAAAACAGAGACAAAAGAAAACCAAAACGGUGUUGAAUUCCACUUAACUCCUAUAAGAGAUACGUGUGAAGUUUGUGGAGAUAACGACGAAGUAUCGAAUCGUUACGGAGCAUUCACGUGCGAUUCGUGUUCCAAAUUUUUUAGAAAAUGUAUAUUGGACGGAAGGAAAAACAUUCAUUGUAUAACUAAAAGUGGAAAAUGUCCGAUCGAUAAAAAGUGGGGUGUUACGACUUGUAGGUUUUGUCUCUUAAACAAAUGCUAUGACGUCGAAAUGGAUUUUAACCUUGUUAGGGUUAAACCGAAGUGUGUCCGUAAGUUAACGGGUGGAUUUGGAUUAUCCGAAAGGCGAAGUAAAUUAUUAGAAAACUCUUCUACGGAAAGCACCGCCAAGUGUUUUCGGGAAAUUGCUACUGAGUAUUUGUUUGAUCGAAAGAAAGCCUGUAUCGAAUGUCUGCAAUACAUGGAACAAUAUUAUUACAAAUGGUUAAACACUUUCCCACGUUUUCACAAUUUAAGUAAAGACAAAAAGGAACUAGUAAGAUCCAGAUCAUCAGUAAAGGGGGCAAUCAUGCAACUGAUCGAACGAUCUCUUUGCGUUUAUCUAAUGCUCAGACUACACAAUUGUUUCCUAUAUACUACAACGACUUCUGAUAAGUUAUUAGCUAUAAUAAAAAGUACACGUGACUUUAGAGAUGACGUAUUGCAUGCCUUAACAGAAUCGGAAGCAACGAAGAUAACCACACUAGAAGCAUUUAACAUUAUGAAACUUCAGUUAACACUGAACGACGACGUAUUGAUACUGAAGAAAGAUUUAGACUUUGCAAGCAACCUUCAAUCUUCUUUUCAGACAUUAAUUAAUACAGUGUCAGAAUUGACAAAUACCAUCAGUUGUUUCAAAAACAGAGAGAAUUUCGAAGCUAUCGAAUCUCUGAAUUUAUUUGAUUAUUCUUCAGACAUUCCCGAAGGAAAGUAUCCUUAUAAUCAAAUUCGAUUUCGUCCUCAACUAUGAAGUCUGUUAAUUUGCAUACGUUGCAACUCGUGUAAUGUUUAUAUGCAAAUUAUAGCACUUUGUUUGUAUUUACUGAGCUGUAUUGAAACCAUGGCUGAAAUCUUCGCUGAUCUUACUUUCUAAAACAAGAUUUUUUUGACAAAAUAUUAAAAUAUAUUUCUAGAAUUUCGGAACAUUUUUUAAAAUUAGAAAAUUAAAUAUUUUUAAUUCCUGAAACUGUAAUUGUUCAGUUCUUUUAUAUCUUUAAAAUAAACGA